Messenger RNA from Penaeus indicus, 1755 nucleotides. RefSeq lists its product as uncharacterized. Lineage: Eukaryota; Metazoa; Arthropoda; Malacostraca; Decapoda; Penaeidae. The transcript is spliced from 5 exons. The record is from RefSeq and is a predicted model, not a curated record. The coding region runs from base 1 to 1755 and encodes 584 amino acids.
AUGGGCUUCCUAACGGAAAAUUUAGACGUCCUUCAGGCUCAGAACAACUGUCAGCAUCUCUUAAUAGUUGGGGACCUCAAUCACCAUUUCAUCCAGUCAGCAUAUGAGGACCUUCUCACAGUUCACGGGCUGACAGAUUACGUCGAUUUCCCGACGCACAUCCUCGGUAGAUCUCUCGACCCUGUUAUAUCGGAUCUAACUGAGGACUUUAUCUCUUGCUCACCGCUCGGCAAUAUAGGGACAUCAGAUCACCUUGCAGUUGUAUCACAUCUUUGCCUCGCCCCCGCAGCUGAUGAAAGGAGACAAAGAAAAAUAUGGCUUUGGAACCAUGCAAACUGGCCAGGUAUGAAGGCAGAACUUCAGUCACAAGACUGGGAUGUUCUCCUGGUGGGGAAUGCAAACGACAAAGCUUCUUCCAUUACCAGCCUCCUCACUGAAAUGCAGGAGAAAUACGUCCCUUCACAGACAUAUAUCACAAAACCCGGGGACCAAGCCUGGUUUGGCUACAGAUGUCAUCAAACCUCCAAAAAGAAAUACAGAUUGUGGCAAAGAUGGCAAGAGGACACGAAGCGCAGACUGUCAACUUUAGGAGCAGGCAGCAAGGAGUGGUGGUCGCUCGUCAAGGAGCACCAAGGGGAAACCCGGGAACCCACAAUGCCUCCACUAACCAAGCCCGAUGGAACAACUGCCUCGAGCAACCGGGAAAAAGCUAACCUUCUGGGAAGCAUGUUCAGUUGUAAAAUGACAGUGCCAGAUGCUAACAGGGCACCACCAGAGAUACCCUCAAUGUGCCAUGAACAACUCCCUGGUAUUCAAAUCUGUCGCACCAGAACAAAAGAGAUCCUUCAGAACCUAAACACAAAGAAAGCCCCAGGUUCAGAUGAUAUUAGCCCACAUAUUCUCCGUAGCAAAGUAUUUGAAAAGAUUAUUGCUGAACAGCUCAUGAAACACCUGGAAAACCACAAUCUUAUUUCCGCCAGACAGUUUGGUUUUAGAUCCUCCAGAUCGACUGCUGACCUGCUUCUACUGCUGAGUAAAUACUGGCAGGAUGCUCUUGAUGCCGGUCAAGAUACUCUGGUGAUCGCCCUCGACAUCGCCGGCGCCUUCGACCGAUCAUCCCAGAAGUAUCCGGUAGAGGCUUCAGUACCACAAGGAUCUGUACUUGGCCCAAUCCUCUGGAAUAUUUAUAUUGAUGAUAUGCUGAGGGAACAUCCUGAAAUCAAUGCAUAUGCCGAUGACUGUACACUUUCUGUUUCAUACCAACGUGAGGACCAUGACGCUGUAGCAACGAAUAUGAAUUCAAAGCUGCAAGCAAUCUACGAAUGGGGAUCACAAUGGCAAAUAAGAUUUGCCCCCAACAAGACCCAGGCAAUGGUUAUAUCCCGCUCUCCAGCUGCAUCAGGCGUCAUGAAAGACACAAUCUUAAUGAACAACACCGCCCUCCCACUCGAGGACUUGAUCUCAGUCCUCGGUAUUGACAUAGACAGUGGUCUAAGAUUUAACAGACACGUCAGCAGGAUUUGCAAAACAGCUUCCCUGAAGGUGACAGCCCUUCAACGCAUAUCUCAUCUCCUGAAUCCUCAGGGAAUUCUCACGCUAUACAAGUCCCAGAUCAGACCACACCUAGAAUAUGCCUCGUUGAGCAGCACGUCUGUGGAAUGCAUUCACAUCCAACAUCGAUGUCGCCGAAAUGACAACAUAACAAGUGAAGGCAGCGGCUCACCGAUGGCGGUCGAGCCAGCCAUCACCUCUUAA